Molecule: messenger RNA, 1075 nt
Organism: Chlorella variabilis
Lineage: Eukaryota; Viridiplantae; Chlorophyta; Trebouxiophyceae; Chlorellales; Chlorellaceae
Exons: 10
Coding region: 32-1024 (330 amino acids)
Biological process (GO): protein deneddylation
Cellular component (GO): COP9 signalosome
Molecular function (GO): protein binding; metallopeptidase activity
Source: RefSeq, a predicted model, not a curated record
CCUGGGGUCUCGGCUGCCUCGAUCGCUCGCUAUGCAGGUGGACCACCAAGAGCACCGCGCCUCCUUGAGCGGGCUGCAGUUCCAGCUGCAUCCGCUGGUGCUCAUCAACAUCUCAGACCACCACACGCGCACCCGGGCCAAUGCGGGCUGCGGGGCGGGCGAGGAGUUCAGGGUGAUGGGGUGCCUGCUGGGCAGCCAGUCGGGGCGCACCGUCGACAUCUCCAACUCCUUUGAGAUGCGCUACCUGGAGAGCAGCGCCGUCGACAUAGACCACGCCUUCCUGCUGAAGAAGAUGGAGCAAUACAAGCAGACCUUCCCGCAGCAGGAUGUGGUGGGGUGGUACGCCACAGGCGCAGACACAACUGAUGCCGACAUGUACAUCCAGCGAAAGCUCAUGGAGAUUAAUGAGUCGCCCAUCUUCCUGAGGCUGGACCCGCGCUGCGAUCCCGGCCAGAAGGACCUGCCUGUGUACCUCUAUGAGAGCGAGCUGCAUGUGCUGGAUGGCGUGCCCUCCUUCAUUUUCGUGCAGGCCAAGUACACAAUAGAGACGUCUGAGGCUGAGCGGAUCGGCGUUGACCAGGUGGCUAAGAUCCUGCCCACAGGCGGCACCGCCACGGGAGCCACCCAGCUGUCUGCCCACAUGACCAGCAUGCACAGCGCCAUCAAAAUGCUGAUCAGCCGCGUGGAGCUGCUGCACCAGCUACUGCUCAAGAUGCAGUCAGGCGAGGUACCUUUUGACCACCAGCUGGUGCGCCAGGCGGCAGGCCUCAUCAAGCGCCUGCCCGCCGUCGACUCUCAGCAGUUUGGCCAGGACUACACGACGGAGCACAACGACACGCUGCUGGCCAUCCUGCUGGCCGCCGUCACCAAGGGAACCGCCUCAUGCAAUGAGAUUGUGGAUAAGUGCAACCUGGCCUUUGACCGCGUCAGCCUCAAGGGCAGCGGGCGCAAGGGCGGCGGCAUGGGCAGCACCAUAGGGCUGCCCAUGGGCAUGCUGGGCGGGCUGGGCAGCGACUUCUUGUGACCCAGCGCAGCAUUGUUUGGCGGCGCAGCCGCCAUGUAACUUCAGCACUGU